This is a messenger RNA of Aplysia californica (California sea hare), 2148 nucleotides long. RefSeq lists its product as uncharacterized. The record is from RefSeq and is a predicted model, not a curated record. NCBI's taxonomy places the organism in Eukaryota, Metazoa, Mollusca, Gastropoda, Aplysiida, Aplysiidae.
GCACUGGAUAUUUUAAAAAAUUUCCCUUUAACCUUUGACCUCCUUGACGUCUACCUUGCCGUUCUCUUCCCAGCAACACGUACCUAUGGGCGGACGGUUCUUUAGGUUUAGACUUCGAGUUGGAUUUGAACCCUGCUGACAUCAGUCUCCCGUGCACGGUGUGGGAGAGACAGUCUGAGGUGGUCAACGCGAUAGAGUGUUACAGUGAUGACAGGUUCAUGUGUGUUCAAAACCUGGUGCCACAGAAGUACCUCAACGGGAAUUUGUCAGAUGCCAUCUUCCCCCUGGAGCCUAGAUCCGCCUGUCUGUCCAUCUCAGCUGCCUCGCUGUCCCUCAACGACGUCGGCCUAGAGGUCUCGGAUGACCGGAUGUCCUGGACCUUGUGCAUUCAGCUGUGUCGGGGAGAUGGCCGGACGUACGCCGCGCUAAUGGACGACAAGUGUCGUUGCCAUGACAACGUCUACCCCAGCGGACUAGCCAAAGCUGAUGUUAUAAUGAGCACAUGCGGGUCUCCUUGUCCCGGCAAUGGUUUUCAGUACUGCGGGAGUGCUGCGGACAGUCUAGUGAUGGUUGUGAAUGCAGGAGCGUAUAGUGAAAAUGCCUUCAGCUGUGAAGAGCUCUUCAAUCAUGGAGUUCGUGUCAGUGGCCAGACAUAUCUGAUAGAGGACGAGACUUCACAAUCUGGAGCUGUCUACACAACCUGCUAUGGAACUGACACAACUCCCAAUCCCAUCAGCCCUGAAUGGAUCCGCUGGGGUAACAGCAGCCUGAACUACCGCUUCCUGGAACAGCCCAGGUCUGGAUUCAACAAAGGUGACCUGCUGUCGGGGUGUUGGUCGGAGUUUGCCGGUGCUUUCCCUUUGUCCAUCGUGGAUCCCGGGGAACGUGACUUUAUCACAUCGGUGCUUGCAGCCGAUGCCACUCUGCGGCAGAAUGAACUGUGGGCUAUCGGGGCCGUAGACGUCGGGCAGAUGGGGAAAAAGAGCUGGAUGCACCCAGAUCUGAGGAUAUGGGAGAGAAAACUCUACCCCGUGUUCCCGGUCUGUCUAUCAAUCCCGAGCCUGGAUGUCAACGAGACUGGCGUGCCUUUUGAGGUGGCGUUCACAAGAUGUCAAUACGACAACGUGAGUCUCAUUUGCAAGACAACCACAAAUUUCCAAGGCUGCCUGGACCCGCCCACACAAGACAUCUCCCUGUCCUUCCUGAAUGACCCAGAUAUGUCCGUGCUGCUCUGCAAAGAGCUCUGCAGUGGUAACGGGUCCACGUAUGCCGCCAUUUCCCGGGGUGAUUGUUUCUGCACUGACCAGAUGCCAGUCCAAGCCACGAUCCACGACCCGAAUAACUGCAAAACAUCAUGCUACGGCUUCAAAAGCCAAUACUGUGGUGGAUAUGGGGCUGCCUUGUGGUAUAGCUUAGAAAAGUACUCUCCUCAUGAGUACGCAGCUACCUGCCAACUUUUGUAUGACUCUGGGAUCUACAUUGCUUCCGACUACCGCUUGCUUAAUGGCAUAGAGUUCUGUGACACUUCGUGCGUGCCCUUGACCCUGCACCACGCCGAAGCAAACACGUCGGAGACGUACCACGGUACGGCCGUUCUCGUCAUGUGUCACGCUGGCUUCGGUAUUGAUGACAUCACCUCAGACUACGAGCUCACGUGUCUCAGUGAGCAGUGGCAUCCUGAAGAACUGACGUGCCAGCGCAACCGCUGCCCCUGGACAUCCACCGAUCUCAAAGUGCAGCACGCUCCCAGUGCAGAUAUCGCCUUCGACUACAGCACCACUGUGUGGCUCAUGUGCCAAGAUGGCUACAGGUUCUCUUCUGGCGAUGACGUCAUGGGAUUUUUCUGCGCGGAAGACAGUACUUGGGACCCAUCACUCGAGUCUUGUCAAGAAUUCUGUGCUGACUUAAACAGCACCGACCUCAAGGCCACCGUCUCGACAGUUGGUUGGUCAGCGACCGUCACAUGCUACACUGGCUUCACAUUGCCUGGAGGACUCGCGAGUUCCGUCCACGAGUGUAGAAACACGACCUGGGACCCUCAGCCACAGCCCUGUACAAGUAGGGGAAACUUGGGCUGAAGUUUAGAUAAAUUGCAGUUUUAUUAUUAUUUUUAUCUUAUUAUUUUUCCCCCUCUGGGAUAAUUUUAAA